GCUCGGCUCCCGCACAUCCGCCGGCGCCCGGCGGCCGAGCGGGGGGAGCGGUGCCGGUGCCGGCGGGCUCGGCCCGCGCAGCAGGCGGCGGCGGGGCCGCCAUGAACCGCGGCGGAGCGGGGGCGGCGCCCGCCUUCCCCGGCCCCGUGCAGUUCCCCGGCAGCACCACGGUGCUGGUGGAGCUGACGCCCGACAUCCACAUCUGCGGCAUCUGCAAGCAGCAGUUCAACAACCUGGACGCCUUCGUGGGGCACAAGCAGAGCGGCUGCCAGCUCACCAGUGCCACGGCCGGCGCCACCAGCACCGUCCAGUUCGUGUCCGAGGAGACUGUGCCCAGCACACAGGCUCAGAGCACGAGCAGGACCAUCGCCUCCGAGACACAGACCAUCACAGUUUCUGCCCCAGAGUUUGUUUUUGAGCAUGGCUACCAAACCUACCUGCCCAGCGAGAGCACAGAGCCUCCAGCUGCUGCUGUCGUCUCCACACCACCGAAAGCAAGGUCCAAGAAACCCUCCUCCUCAGUGCCCCUGAAGAAACUCAGCUGCCUGUACCCAGGGUGCCAGUUCAAGACUUCCUAUGGUAUGAAGGAUCUGGAACGUCAUCGGCGAACACACACAGGAGACAAGCCCCACAAGUGCGAGGUGUGCAGCAAGUGCUUCAGCCGCAAGGACAAGCUGAAGAUGCACAUGCGCUCGCACACGGGCGUGAAGCCCUACAAGUGCAAGCACUGCGAGUACGCGGCGGCCGACAGCAGCAGCCUCAACAAGCACCAGCGCAUCCACUCCAACGAGCGCCCCUUCAAGUGCCAGAUCUGCCCCUACGCCAGCCGCAACUCCAGCCAGCUCACCGUGCACCUGCGCUCGCACACAGGAGACGCCCCUUUCCAGUGCCAGCUGUGCCCCGCCAAGUUCAAGAUCAACUCGGACCUGAAGCGGCACCUGCGGGUGCACUCGGGGGAGAAGCCCUACAAGUGCGAGUUCUGCGAGGUGCGCUGCGCCAUGAAGGGCAACCUGAAAUCCCACGUGCGCAUCAAGCACAGCAUGGAGAACACCCUCAAGUGCCCCGAGUGCGACUUCCAGUGCGGCAACAAGACCAGCCUGAGGCACCACAUCCGCAGCCACCAGCCCGAGCAGCCCGUCAAGUGCUCCGAGUGCAGCUACUCGUGCUCCAGCAAGGCGGCCCUCAAGGUGCACGAGCGCAUCCACGGCAAGGAGCGCCCCUUCAAGUGUGACUUCUGCACCUUCGACACCAAGCAGCGCAGCAACCUCACCACCCACGUCCGCAAGGCCCACGGCGACAAGGCCAAGGGCAGGAAGCACUCGCUGGACAAGAAGGAAGGAGAGAGGCCGAAGCAGGGCGGCUCCAGGCAGGUUGCCAAGCUGGAUGCCAAGAAGGCCUUUAAGUGUGACCUGUGCGACGCGUCCUUCGUGCGGGAGGACUCCCUGCGCAGCCACAAGAAGCAGCACAGCCUGUACAACGGCUCCAAGGGCGGCGAGCUGGCCGUGCUGCAGCUCCAGAUGGAUCCUGGCCGCCAGCCCAGCGCCCCCAUCACCGUCAGCCACCUCCAGGUGCCUCUUCAGGCCGCUCAGGUGGCCCCGUACAACGAGGGCAGAGUCAAGAUCAUCGUGGGCCACCAGGUGCCUCAGGCCAACAGCAUCGUCCAGGCCGCCUCUGUGAACGUGGUGCCCCCGGGGCUGCUGGGCACGGGGCAGGAGGAGGUGCUGGGCAGCGGCCGCCUGCAGCUGCUGGGCCAGGUCAGCGUGCUGGCCCCAGCCCCGGUGGCCGCGGGGGACGCGGGGCCCGUGGCGGAGCCGGCCGUGCUGCUGAGCGCCCAGGAGCAGGGCGAGGGCAGCGCCCUGCACCAGGCCCUGCUCCCCGGGGCUGCCCCCGGGCACGAGCCCCCCGCCAGCCAGGCCUUCAUCGCCAGCUCCGGCAUCAGCUGCUCCGACCUGGAGGGGCUCAACGCCCUCAUCCAGGAGGGGGCCACGGAGGUGACCGUGGUCAGUGACGGCGGGCAGAGCAUCACCGUGUCCACGGCUGCUCCUCCUCCCCCCAUCUUCUCGUCCUCCUCCCACACGGAGGGCCCCAAGCAGAGCUAUUCCAUCAUCCAGAGCGGGGCUCACACGGCACUGCUGUGUCCCGCAGACUCCAUCCCCGAUUAGGGGCUGCUCUGCAACAGGGGCUGCUCUGGGCACAGAGAGUGCCCUGGAACAGGGGCUGCUCUGGGCACAGGGGCUGCUCUGGGCACAGGGAGUGCCCUGGAACUGGGGCUGCUCUGGGCACAGGGAGUGCCCUGGAACAGGGGCUGCUCUGGGCACAGGGGCUGCUCUGGGCACAGGGAGUGCCCUGGAACAGGGGCUGCUCUGGGCACAGGGAGUGCCCUGGAACAGGGGCUGCUCUGGGCACAGGGAGUGCCCUGGAACUGGGGCUGCUCUGGGCACAGAGAGUGCUCUGGGCACAGGGGCUGCUCUGGGCACAGGGGCUGCUCUGGAACAGGGGCUGCUCUGGGCACAGGGAGUGCCCUGGAACAGGAGCUGCUCUGGGCACAGCGAGUGCCCUGGAACAGGGGCUGCUCUGGGCACAGGGAGUGCUCUGGAACAGGGGCUGCUCUGGACACAGGGGCUGCUCUGGGCACAGGGACUGCUCUGGGCACUGCUCUCUCCUGGGGCACUGCUGAGCCUGCCAGGAACGCCCAGCACACAGCUGAACUCAGGAUUUGUCCUCCAGGGCACCUUCCACUUCCUCGCUGUGUUUGUACACUGAAGUAUCUUGUGUGUGAGGAGGAGGAGGUGUUUGUAUUUCUGUGCCUGUGCUGCAGUCGAGGCCCUGCUCCUUGGAAAGCAGCUGUUGCCAGUGUCCCCAAGCAGUGACACCCCCAGUCUGGCUCCUGGACUGUGCUGCCUGAAGAGGAGAUCCUCCCUUGUGCUGAAUUACGUGCACAGCAGCCUUGUUUGAUGCACACGUGAAAAGACAAUGAGCUGAGGAGUUUGCUGGGCUGAGGUCUCUCAGUGCUGUGCUCUGUGUGCACUCCCUGCCCUGGCUGGGCCUGAGGAGCCCCACUGCUCCAGCCCAGGUGAAGUGUGAGGGGCUGCUCCUCAGUGUCUGUAGAAAUCAGUACACCUGGUGCUCGAAAUGCUCCUGCAGAGAGCAGGUGAUUGUUUUCAGAAAGUAAAAGAAUGUUGUCCCUCUGUGAGUAGUAACUAACUCUGUUAGCAUCAACACAAAUCAGCUCUGGCAUGGUGAUGGCUGUCAGAGGUGCCUGUGAGUUAAAGAACAAAACUGGAAAUAUAUUUUUUACAAACACUACUUAACCUUCUGUUUUUAUUUUGAUGCUGCCUGUUGGGAGUUGCAUGAGUGGUAAAGAUGUAUUACAUUUUGGGUCAUCUUUUCACGUUAAAGGAAAAGAUUGAAUUUAGUUUAAUUGUUUUUUUUAAUCUUCUAAUCCAAGGGUUUUCACUCCAGCAGAAAUUCAGGUUGGAUCACAAGGAGAUGGUAAUUUAUUAUUAUAUUUAUGAUAAUUAUAUCUCUAUAUAUAAUUUUAUUAAUUUAUUAAUUAUGAUUUAUUAAUUCAUUUGUUGACGUUAUUAAAUAAAUUAAUCCGUUUGAUUGCAUAAAUAUCAUUAAUAAAUAAUUAAUUAUCAUUUCUUA
Messenger RNA from Passer domesticus (house sparrow), 3648 nucleotides. It is a transcript of the gene ZFP64, whose product is annotated as ZFP64 zinc finger protein. The coding region runs from base 102 to 2162 and encodes 686 amino acids. The record is from RefSeq and is a predicted model, not a curated record. Gene Ontology annotation, cellular component: nucleus. Lineage: Eukaryota; Metazoa; Chordata; Aves; Passeriformes; Passeridae. Gene Ontology annotation, biological process: positive regulation of transcription by RNA polymerase II. The transcript has 6 exons.